UAUGCUAGACAUGGUUUAGGAGAAGAGGCAUUAGGACUUUUUGUGCUGACCUUGAGGAAGGAUCUUCGGCCUACUGAAUACAUGGUUUUGAGUCAGAUGCAAUAGUUUCCAAUUCACUUGUUGAAAUGUAUGCAAAAUUGGGAUUUAUUUAUGAUGCCUUGGAUAUCUUCAAUGAAAUAAGAAGAAGAGAUUUGAUAUCCUGGAACACCAUAUUGAUGGGUCUAACCUACAAUGGUAAAGUGUCUUUGGCUAUGGACCUUUUCAACGAAUUAAUUAGCGAAGGUAUACCCCCAGAUCGAAUAACUCUAGCUGCAAUCUUACUUGCAUGCAACUAUGGAAGUUUGGUUGAUGAAGGAAUUCAAAUAUUAUGCUCCAUGGAGAAGGAAUUUGGGGUUAAACCAGGGGAACAACAUUAUGCUAUUGCGGUGGAGUUGUUGUGUCGUGCUGGUAGGCUGAAGGAGGCUAUUGAUAUUAUUGAAACAAUGCCAUACAGAACUGCUCUUAUUUGGAAGUCAAUCCUCUCUACAUGCACAAUACAUGAAGACCUGGUAUUUACUGAAAGGGUAGCAAAGAAAAUAAUGGAGAUGGAACCACAAUCAUCCUUACCUUACUUGGUCUUGGCUCAGGUAUAUCAAAUGAGGGGCAAGUGGGAGAGCAUGGUUCGAGUGAGAAAGGCAGUGGAACAUAAAGGCGCCAAGGAGUUCGCAGGAUGCAGUUUUAUUGGGAUAAAAAAUCACGUGUUCUCUUUUGAGGCAAAUAAAUUACAUCAGUAUGGAGGGAAAGAUCUUUAUCUUGUAUUAGAGUUACUGCAGUGGGAGAUGGAAACUGAAGGUUAUGCCUGAAAAAUGUUUUGAUAAAAGAAAGUAAAAGUUGUUGCUAUCCGCGAUGAAUAUUGAUGGUGGGCUGGAAAAGAGUGAUCACCUGAGAUUGUUUGUUGCUCGGUAAUGGUUGAGACAGAGAAGUUAUAAUAUGCGUGGCUGGUGCAGUUAGAUAAAAUCCCUUCACAUUAUGAUCUCAGGACGUCAUUUACUGGUAUCUAGACCGAAAAAUCAAGCGUUGAAGCUAUACGCUAUACAGGAUACAUGGUUUACUGCUCUUAAAUUCAGUAAAAGAUUUUCUAAAUUAGGCCAAUCUUUGAUUAGUCUAGUGCCUGUGACUUGCGAGUUCUGCACUGGCAACCUGGUUACUGGGAAAGUGGAGAACCUUAACAAAAGCCGGCCUUCUCAAUCAAAAGCUCGUCAUCCAUUACAUGUGCUUCAUUUAUAGUGCCAUUUGCUGAAUGUGGCGAUACACCUCGGGCAUUACUGGGUUGCAAAUCAUCUACAUUUUGCUCCUCAGAUCACGAAACCGCCUAAGCUAAGGCACAGUUUGACAUCAAAUCAGCGCGCACAAAGACGAGGACAGUCAAGUAGCCAUAUUAAUUUCUUCAUUAAGUCUGUCUUUUACAGGCUUUUUUAUUUUUUACUUUUUGCAAUCAUUACUUGGGGUUGAAAAUGGCUAGCCAGAGAGUUCAUUAUUAAGCUCUAUCGGGCUUACGUGUCAUUGAGGACAAACAAAACAGAUUUGAAAAUCUAUGAUCGAUCUCGAUGCUUAUGUAAUAGUUUUAAUACCCUCUUCAGGGGACACUAAGAUUGUUUACCGUUCAGUUUGGUGCUGAGUUCGAAAGGAAGAACGAGCCGUUGUGCCGUUUCA
Messenger RNA from Neltuma alba, 1692 nucleotides. RefSeq names its product pentatricopeptide repeat-containing protein At1g43980, mitochondrial-like. The transcript is spliced from 2 exons. The record is from RefSeq and is a predicted model, not a curated record. Gene Ontology annotation, biological process: RNA modification. Gene Ontology annotation, molecular function: protein binding; RNA binding. Bases 126 to 842 code for a protein of 238 amino acids. NCBI's taxonomy places the organism in Eukaryota, Viridiplantae, Streptophyta, Magnoliopsida, Fabales, Fabaceae.